AUGGCCUGGAAAGGACGUUUUUAUGGGGUGAGUUGGAUGUUUUGCUCGAUUUGUAAAAACGAUUUUUCCAGUUCUCGCCGCUCAUUUACUCGGAUUUUCUGCUCGAAUGGCUCAUUUUUGUGCACAUUUACGUGCUCGCCGCCUGGUUGGCCGUCAAAGAGGCCGUUUUCGACAGUGGACAUCGAUUGACGGUGUGGAACAUUUUUUCGUUGCGGCGUACAUCCACAUCGCACCGCCCAUCUCUGUUUUACAGAAAAUAAAAACCGAACUGACCCAGGCGCGCUUAUGGACGUGGAAAACGACGAAACGACGGAAAAUUCUGGUGGUCGGAGGCGAUGGAACCAUCGGAAAUGAGGUUGGAAUGGACAAUUCUUCGAAGCAGAUGUUGGACCAUCUUUUUUUUUUGACCGCUCAGAGUCCGAAAUUCGUCACCACAGUUCCUCUUUCACUAGAGCCGCAGGAUUUGAUAAUUUCAGGACCUAAAUGGACGUCUUUAUCUCCGGUUUGUCUUGCUCGUUGUACCGUUCCGCCAGUGGUCUUCCGGGCACUUUCUGCAGUUCAGAAUUGAGCGGGAGAGCUCAACGGAAGAACACGGAAGAAUUUGUAUCUUUUUUGGAAAAUUUUUUCAUGGAAUGUGAUCAACUGACAAAAUGUAUAGCAAACUGAACUCUGCUAAUAAAACAAUAAUUGUAAAUUUAAAUUUUCAUGCAAAAAUGUUAUUCGAGUUGUUCCGUGAAAAUGUCCUUCCGUCUUCCGUUAGCCCCCUUUUUUCACGCAACAACUCGAAUAACUUUUUUGUAUGAAAAGCUAAAUUUACAAUUAUUUUUCUAUGGGCACAGUUCACUUUGCUAUACAUUUCGUCAGUUGAUCACAUUCCAUGAAAAAAUCUUCUAAAAAAGAUAAAAAUUCUUCCGUGUUCUUCCGUUGAGCACUUCCGCUCAACUCUGCUGCAGUUCCUCCUUUCGCAUCGGAUGGCAAAAGUUCGGCUCCGCAUCAAUGUGUCCACUGGAAAUGCUCGAUUUGCCCGGCACGAUCAUAGGGACCGCGAGGAGCGCAGGGAGAACGAGGACUUUCGGGCGGACAAGGCAAGAAGGGACGGUCCGGCAAACCAGGACAGCCGGGAGGAAUCGGAGCGAGCGGGAAGUGAAUGGACGGAAGGGAUCGCCCGGAGAGAAUGUUAUUGCGGGAGAGGGAAUCAAGGGACCAAGACCUCUUUGUGAAGGGUGAAAAGAGAAUCCUGAUGUUUCUUUUGUCCUUUCGCACCCCUUCCGAUACUCCCUCGUGGCUUUUUGGUUCUCGUACUUGAUUGCCACAUUCAUUCAGAAAAGGACCGGUGAGGCGAAAUGUCGAAAGUGCAAAGGUUCAAUAAAAGCGGUCGAAAAAGAUGGUCCAAAAUCUCGUUCCCAAACAGAAACACACUGAAAUUCUGAAAUGUUGUUUGCAGAUUGUGAAUCUGCUCCAAUUACACGGCGAUUUCGAGUGCCACGUCGUCGUUCAUCACACAUUUUCAUCGCAAAAUUCGCGAUGGAAUAAUGACAAAAAUGUGCACGUCUACAGUGUGGAUUUGGUCGAAAAAGAGCAGGUAACUUUGGAAUGUUCCUUUAUUUCCCCCCACAUUUUUUCGAGUUCUUGCAGAUCCUCCUCCUUGCGGACCGUCUUAAAUCGCACGACUUUGAAGUUGGCGUCUUCGCUGCCGGAAUAAUGCUGUGCCCCGAGUACCGUACCCCGGACGGCGUCGAAAUGCACAAUGCGGUCAAUGUGGUCGGCCAAUUGAUGCUCUUCGAAGUGCUCCAAACGAACAUCCACCGAUCCGUGUUCCUUUCGUCGGCCACCGCGAAAACCGCGUGGAUUCCCGCCGCCAAUGCGAAUUUUCUGGGCGCUUAUGCGGGGCCGUACCAGGCGUACGCCUCCUCGAAACUGAAUUUGGCCGUUUAUGUGAAAGAAAUGGCCAAGGAGAGGUACUCGCGAUUUUUGUUUCGAAAGAACGUAAAACUUGCAGACUGAUAUCGUCGGUGUCCGUGCAUCCGGGUACCGUACCCGGCCGUCUCUACCGUAACGCCAAUCCGCUCGUCCGUUACCUGACCGCCACGUGGCUUCCGUUUUGGAUGCGGAAGCCCGAAAUGGCGGCCGCACUCGUCCUGCACACCGUAUUCCGCGACGAUUUGACACCCGGCGCCUACUACGAGGACACUGAUGAAAUUGACAUUUUCCGAUGGAUUCCCCACGAGGUAUACUGUAGUUUUUAGCGAAUUCAAGUUAGAAAUCGCCUUUUUCUUCUGAAGGACCGUCAUCGAAUCUACAACACAAUUCAUCGGAGGAUCGAAAUGUGGAUGGAACAUUGA
Caenorhabditis sp. 36 PRJEB53466 is the source of this 2342-nucleotide messenger RNA. The record is from the annotation of a GenBank genome assembly. NCBI's taxonomy places the organism in Eukaryota, Metazoa, Nematoda, Chromadorea, Rhabditida, Rhabditidae.